Molecule: messenger RNA, 1743 nt
Organism: Neocloeon triangulifer
Lineage: Eukaryota; Metazoa; Arthropoda; Insecta; Ephemeroptera; Baetidae
Exons: 5
Coding region: 142-1203 (353 amino acids)
Biological process (GO): proteasome localization; nuclear protein quality control by the ubiquitin-proteasome system
Cellular component (GO): nucleus
Source: RefSeq, a predicted model, not a curated record
AACACUCAGAGGGAUUAAAGUUCACCGUCUCUUCCCGCGAAUUGUUGCGCUUGGGCCAGGUGUUCCAUUACGCUCCUGGUAGACGCUUUCUUUGCUGAAGGAAUUUUACAGUUUUAAACCGUGAACCUGUACGUCUAAAGGAUGGCGGAGGGAAUAUUUUUUCGUACAAUCAAUGACGACAGCGACUCAGACAAUGAUGACGACUCGGUGGUUACGUUGCGACGCAUGACCCGCAGCGCCCUGUCAGACGUGUCCUCAAGGAUCGCGCUGCCGGUGACGCCGGUCAUCAACCUGGCCAGUCUGCCCACACCAUCUCCGUCACCUGACGAGCUGGUCAUUCAGCGCCCGCGUCGAAUUCCAGUCACUUGGAGUCCUGACAUAAAGCGCACCCCCAUCAAGCUGCCCCCCAGCAGCCCCACAACCAAAGCAAACGGAGUCGUGUUGAGGAGCACCCCGAGGAAGCGGCUGCUGCUGCCCGACGAUUCUCCGGAAAAGGCAGAGAGGUCUCCAAGGAAGGUGAGCAGAGUGCUAGGGCGCCUCGACGCUUUGUCCCUCAACCAGCAGCCAACCACACCACCAAAGAGAAAAGCCCCGGAGCGUCUAGGUUCGCAGAUCCCACAAACGGCGCCCCUGUCGUCACUCCUGAAAGGUCUUUCCAAAGAGCAGCUGGUCGAGUUGCUUCUCAAAUCAACACAAGCACAUCCAGAGAUUGAGCAAGAUGUGCGAGAAAGUCUGCCUCUUCCUGACCUGAAGCCCGUCGAAGAGCAACUGAACACAUUGAAGAGGAACAUUUUCAGGUGCCUGCCCACGUCGAGACUGAUUCUCAAGUACGACUCCCCUGCGUUCAACAGAGCAAGCACUCAUGUCAACGUCUUCAAGAAAGCUGUUAUUGACUUUGGACGCCAGUUGGUUGAAAGUGAGAAUUACGGCUCGGUUAUUGAGUAUGUGACCAUGGCAUGGGGCUACGUGAAAGCAACCCCUACAUGGGAAAACGCAAUCCACAACACUGCCCGCAGAACAUGUUUCAAGACCUUAGCUGCCUACUGCAUGACCGCAAUCAAAUCUGGAUGUUUCACUCCAAAUGAGUACCAACGCAUUGCUGAAAAGCUGGAACUUCUGGUAGGAGACAGUGAUGACAUCCAAAGCUGCCUCAAGCAGGUGACGGUUAUUCGAACAAAGCAGCCUUCUACGCCGACCAAAUGAAUUUUACCACAAACUGGCCCAUCUGCACUCAAAGUCUGAAUCAAAUUUAUUCGGGUGUUCGGUGGUGGGAUGUUGCAUGUGUAGUUUGUUGUUUAUAUAAGUUAACCACGGGGAAAUUUUAUUAGUCCAAACGGAAGUGAGAUAGAGCCUUCAAUUAAGAGGUUCAUUGAGACCUUUUAUUUCAUCUAUGUGGUAUUGACCAUGUAUGAAAAAUUUUAUUACGAAGGAGUCAAAAUUCUGUUGGUUUAAAUAUAACUUGACGUGCUAUGAGCAUUGUACAAAAAAAAUAGCACAUUCUGCUCUUUUUUGGGGGCACAAUAUAACUUGUCAGCUUUAAAACUUUAUCUUUAAAGUGCCUAAUCACUAUUUAAUGUAAUAUUUAACAUUCAAGCGUAGUAUAUUUAAGUUUGACGGGACGACAGUGUUGAAAUAAUUAUGUAAAAAGGUGUUUAUCAUAUGAGUUUGAUGUGAGCUUACAUUGGUGCCUUAUAUUUAUCUUGUGCUUGUAUUAAAAAUAAAAAAGAACUUAGUGAAAUUAUG